This is a messenger RNA of Toxotes jaculatrix (banded archerfish), 2217 nucleotides long. RefSeq names its product kidney mitochondrial carrier protein 1. The coding region runs from base 146 to 1006 and encodes 286 amino acids. Gene Ontology annotation, cellular component: mitochondrial membrane. The record is from RefSeq and is a predicted model, not a curated record. NCBI's taxonomy places the organism in Eukaryota, Metazoa, Chordata, Actinopteri, Toxotidae. Gene Ontology annotation, biological process: mitochondrial transport. The transcript is spliced from 9 exons.
ACGCGGGGCCGGGCUCCUCCAACACCGGCAGCGAUUGAAACAUAGAUGCACCUUUGAGGUAUUAGCUGCAGACGUUAUUUUGGUGUCCGCUGCUCGCCGGUUCGCCCGGAGUUUUCCUCUGUUCCUCGGUAGACAGCUGGAGAAAAUGUCCAACGUCAACUGGAAGCCCUUUGUUUUCGGCGGUUUAGCUUCCGUGACGGCGGAAUGCGGGACCUUCCCAAUCGACCUAGCCAAAACGCGUCUUCAAGUCCAAGGCCAAGUGGGCGACAGCAAAUACCGAGAGAUCCGCUAUAGAGGCAUGCUGCAUGCUAUGGCCCGGAUAGGAAGAGAGGAGGGGCUCCGGGCACUGUAUUCAGGAAUAGCCCCUGCAAUGCUGCGCCAGGCCUCCUAUGGGACCAUAAAAAUUGGUACAUACCAGAGUUUUAAGCGACUGCUGGUUGACAGACCAGAGGAUGAGACAUUGCUGACUAAUGUGGUGUGUGGUGUUCUCUCUGGUGUAAUCUCAUCCUCCAUCGCCAACCCUACGGAUGUGCUGAAGAUCCGCAUGCAGGCGCAGGGAAAUGUGAUCCAGGGCAGUAUGAUGGGCAACUUCAUCAACAUCUACCAAGAGGAGGGGACAAGAGGACUGUGGAAGGGUGUCUCUCUAACAGCUCAGCGGGCGGCCAUCGUGGUUGGGGUCGAGCUGCCGGUCUAUGACAUCACCAAAAAGCAUCUGAUCCUGUCGGGUUACAUGGGGGACACCGUGUACACACACUUCUUGUCCAGCUUUGUGUGCGGUCUGGCAGGGGCUUUGGCCUCGAAUCCAGUUGACGUAGUCCGGACGAGAAUGAUGAACCAGAGGGGAGGAGCUCUGUACCAGGGAACGCUGGACUGUUUACUGCAGACGUGGCGCUCCGAGGGUUUCAUGGCCCUCUACAAGGGUUUCUUUCCCAACUGGCUGCGCCUGGGACCGUGGAACAUCAUUUUCUUCCUCACUUACGAACAGCUGAAGAAGAUCAACGUGUGAUUGGCAGAACGAAAAGGGCGAAGAAGAGACGAGUAUGAGCACACGCUCCGAGACAAGCCGAGAGGACCAAAAAUGGGGAAUGGCUGGAUGGGGAUGGUUUCUUUAUGGAACCACUGACAGGAGCUUCAUACAGACCCAUGUUACGGGCCGUAUGAGAAUUUACCUGAUUCCUGUUUGGUAUGUCUCCCAAAGCCUGUGGCAAAUGUGGAAGGGACUGUGACACGAACAAACACUCUUAUCUGAUGUUAUAAGUCAUCCAAACGCUACUUUAGGCUAAACCGCUGAUUUAAUUGAUAUUGGCCCUUCAGAUCCAUGUCACCUAAUUUAUUGACCGAGAAAUUGGAGAAAGUUUUAGGUUGCGGCAGCAGUCCCAGACGCUCGUUUAUUUCGGUCAUAAGCCGUUUUAAAAAUAGCUCUAAUAUCACGAGGAAAACACACAUGGGUAUUCAAGUCUUCUACACUUAAAGUGUUCUCCGAAUUGAGUGCCUUAGCUUGUGAUACAGGCUGUCUGCGCCUGAGUUGCAAAAGGACUGUGAAUGUUGGAUAGCAACUGACAAUCACAGCAAUCAGGUCCCUUUUGAAAAGAUGAAAUCUCUGUGUGUAUGAGUAACUUGGACAAGGAUCUGGUGCUUUGUCUUCCUUUUUUUUUUGUAUUUCUAAAUUGAGAAAAGGGUGUUUGAAAAGGUGAAAUUAUUUAUUAUUCCAAGAGUCUCCAUGGAGUAUUUACAGAGUAAAGAGCUAAGAAUACAUCACUGUGUACUGUACUAAAUAACAGUUUUAUGAACAGCCUGAAGACCAGUGGGAGUUCUUAAACAGGACACACACAUUUAUAUGCCCAAAUGUGGCGAGACUAGUGGUCCCUCAUGCCAGCAAGGGCGUACAGUAAAUAUAACCCCUGGAUCCCUGUGUCAUUGUAUACAUUGCUAUAAAAACUAUUACAAACACAGACACAUUAUGUAAGCCUACAUAUUAAAUUUCACGCCCCUCUUAGGUUUAGACACAGUUAACUCCAGGUAUAUUUUCAUACACUAUAUUUGCACGCUGUAUGCUUAUCUGUGAGCUUACAUUGUAAUGAGUGAAUAUGUUGGCUGGCUGUUAUGUGUGAGCUGCCAUUGCUGCCAAAGGGUAAACCAGUAUAAUUUUGUCAUACUUUUGAUGUUGGUGUAAACGCUGCUGUCGCUCAGUAUAUUUGAAUUAAAAGAGAAAAACUC